This is a messenger RNA of Toxorhynchites rutilus septentrionalis, 5490 nucleotides long. Its product is annotated as serine/threonine-protein phosphatase 4 regulatory subunit 1-like. Gene Ontology annotation, molecular function: protein phosphatase regulator activity; protein binding. The coding region runs from base 369 to 4586 and encodes 1405 amino acids. Lineage: Eukaryota; Metazoa; Arthropoda; Insecta; Diptera; Culicidae. The transcript has 12 exons. The record is from RefSeq and is a predicted model, not a curated record. Gene Ontology annotation, biological process: protein dephosphorylation.
GCGCGGUGGUUAGGAAACCAAGUGGGCCGAUUUUUUCCGGCGUCGUGUGUUUUCCAGGAAUAUUUCCGUGAAUUUUGAUGUGCGGUUUUUUUCUGUUCCGCCAGGAGCCCUGCAAGUAUCAAUUAUCAACCACCGGGUGAAGCUUUGUAGCCUAUUAUUUGUGGAGUAAGCGAUUACGGUGGGGGGGAAAGAUGUGAAACAAAAGUGCACUGCCAAUUUAGCGACAUAAGAAAUGUGAUAUGCUGAUGACCACUGCCAGACGGGAAAACUAUUUGUGACAAGAGUGUGUUAUGCUGAUGUUUUACUGAAUUACAGUCGGAAAGUUUACGCGUGUACCUUCUUCUGUUACGAUAGAUCCUCGAAAAAAAAUGGCUGACAGAGAAGAGAUGCUGCUGUUUGAGGAUGCCACCUACAACGAGGACGACGGCCAGUUACAUCGGGACUGGAACGACGACGAGUAUGCCCAGAUUAUGGCGGCUAUCCUGGCCACAAGUCGCCGGGCCGCGGAAAUGAAUCGGUGUAACGAGUUGAAUACCGUCAACACCAACAAAACGUUGGAGUGUAAAUUCGAUCGGUUGAUAUCGGAGGUUAGCGACCUAAGGGUAGCCAUCGAAGCGAAGAUCGAUACUAUUAAUCGGAAAAUUAAACACACCAACCGGCUGUUCCAGGCCAGCCAGGAUUAUGAGAAACGAUCGGGAAAGGCCUCCGAGGUGGUGCUGAUGGGGAUCCCCUAUCGGCGGGGUGAAAAUUUAAGAAACUAUUUUGUGAAGAUCUGUCGAACCUUGGGAUUCGGAGAGCAUGAUGUUCCGCUCGUCUACAUCAAGCGUAUUGCGAAGUGCAUCGGAAAUGGUGGCGGGUCCCCCAAACUCAGUAUCCCGCGCUAUAGCCACUCGAUACUGGACAAUGUGAAGUUUCGGACGAAUGUGAAGUUAGUACAGCACAACCAGCGGAUCCCGAACGAGUCGAUCGUAGUGGUGCAAUUUGUGUUUCGUAAUGCGAGACGCGAGUUUUACCAGCGCUAUCUAGAUCAUAAGACGCUCUGCCUGAGGGAUAUUGGACUGGACAGUAGUUCGAGAAUUUUUGUGAAUGAAAAUCUGACUCGCGCGAAUUUGGGCCUCAAAGCGGAGGCAAUGAAGAUGAAGCGCGAGGGUAAACUCAAGAAUGUGUUCACCGUGAAUGGACAGAUCUACGUGAAGCGAUCGAGCGAGCACAAAUCGGAGCUGGUGACUAGCACGAUCGAUCUGCUGCUGAUGGACGAGAACAGGAUGAAGAAUAACAAAGAAAACUAUCCUCGUGUGCUGGAACACAUCAUUCACACGCAGCCGUUUGUGUUGAGCCAAGACUACAAGGAGAUUCUGGUCACGCUCGACAUCGUCUCCAACGAUCCAGAGGUCUCGGUGCGAUCCAAUCUGUCAUCAUGGCUGCAGCGGUUAUGUGUGAGCUGCCUCGACCGGGAGCAGAACAUGAACACCGAGUUCGGGCGGAGUGUGCUGGAGAAGGUGAUAAGCAUCACCGUGCGCUACCUGACUGAUGACCCGGAGGUUCGAUGCGGGGCAUUAGACACGCUCAGUUACCUGAUCGAAAAGGGCUUCCUAGACAAGUCCACCACCGAGGAAUCGUUCUGUCCGGUGAUGGAAAAGCUUUGCCGUAAGCCGCUGGACACUUUCGACGAGGAGUUGUAUGCUACAUUCAUUCAUCUGAUGGUGAAGAUUGUUCCGAUUGUGGGUUACGCCAAAACGUAUGAGCUGAUGUACGACCGAUUCAUCGAGAUGUGCACCUGCAAGGAGAAUUUCGUACGGCGUGAGUGUGCUGGCGCGUUCCCCGUGAUGAGUGAGGUGCUCGGAGAGGAACUUUUCGAGAAGAGCAUGCUGCCCAUUUUUAUGAAACUCUGUGACGAUGAGAUAUGGAACGUGCGGAAGGCAUGCGCCGAAGUGAUGCCCAUCAUCGCACUGCUCUGCACCCUCGAGAAGCGCCGGAAGGUGCUCGUACCGGCGAUGAAGAAGUUUAUGUUCGAUCCUAGCCAGUGGGUCAUUAUGGCGGCGUUGAUGAAUCUGGGCCAGUUUCUCACCACGUUCGCUCAGCUACGCAUCCUUGGCCUAGCGUACACCAGCAAUCUGGAGCUUACCGUCACUAAUGCUGCUGCACCGCAAACCCUCGAGCAGCUGGAUGUGCGUCGCAUAACCUACGGUGGCCAGCCCCCGGUCGAAGUGUUGCUUCAGAAUUUUGAAACCUAUGAAAAGCGCUUCCGAGACUCGAUUCAACGAUAUGCCCUGCUUUCGUUGGUCAAAUCUAAUGAGGAACCCUGGAAGGCUCAGGGAAACGAUACGAUCAACGUCAAUGUGUACCUACACUCGAUCGUUUUUCCGGGUCCUCGAUCGCUGCUACGGUCCACCGGAUCCGAUUCGGACGACGGUGGUAUAUCCAAAAUAUCCGAUUUUUCGUACAAAUACUAUGUAAGGAGGUCACUCUCGUCGAACUCGUUGUGUUCCGCGACUCCCGUUCAGCUGCACCGUGGCAUUCGAAAUUACGACGAGAAGAAUCCGCUGAACAGAUUCCUCAGGUAUUGCUCACCGAUGAAGAAUAACUUUGCGGAUACGUUCGCUAAACAAACGAGUAGUGCAACAUCUCGGGGGAGUGACACGGAUGAUUUCCAUGGCGGGUGGGAUCCAAAUGAAAUCGACUUUACCUCGUUGGAGAUCAAUUUGAUAAAAUGCUUCCCUGGAUCGGAAUUGGACGAGGCAAAAGUUGACGAGGAAGGGAAUGCUAAGAAAAGCGGUAGCGGUAGCAAAGGUGCCAAUAACAAACGUAUGCCGCCUGAUAAUGCUGGGAAAAAGAAAACAUCCGAACAAUCCGGUCAGUUCGAAGGCAGUUCAGUUGAUGAUGAUUCCGUUGACCAGAGUUUCAAUUCGCAUCAAUUUUGGUAUAUCAGCCCAGAGCUGCCACUUGUUCUCGAUUUCAUCGAUGAAGAUAACGCCGAACAAAAGGAAGAUGUUAACAAUAAAAACUUCGAUAUAAGCAAUAACAAUGCCACUUCAACCUCAACAUCCGCUACCUCGAAGGCCGAUAUUGCGUACGAAUCGCACGAGGACUGUGCAAACAACAAUACUAAAUUGACUUCCGCACCUGAAACGGCUGUAGCGGCCCCGGAAAUGAAUGAUCCCUCCAAUGAUAGUGAUUCAUCCUACGGUAGCAUCAAUAAUAACUCGGAGCCAGAGAAACGGGAUUCUGAUGUGACGGCACGCUACUGCAUUGAUCUGCAACAGCAGCCCACCACUACUACUGCUGGUUUGGUAGGGUCAUCUCGUAAGCAAAGUGACAGUCUGGCCGCUGGCAUUGGGGCGCUUGCUAUUGGAGAGGAGAGCAACCGAUUGACUGAUAUUAUUAAAUGGCAAAACGAAGAGGUGGAAUGGAAUCUGCUGGAGGAUUUUGUCCACAUGAAGAGCAUCAACAAGGAGCUGUGCCUCGAAUGUGCCUUCAAUUUUCCCGCUAUCGUGUUGACUUUCGGUGAAAAAUUCUGGCCGGUGCUGAGUGGUCAUUUCUUCGCAUUGUGCAACGAUGUCCAAAAUACCGUCCGUCGAACGAUGGCCGCAUCGAUCAGCAAAGUGGCGCUCAUCAUAGGCCGCGAACAGGCUACCCGUGACCUGGUUUCCCCGUACACUGAGUUCCUGAUGGACUCGGACGAGAUCAGGAUCGAAGUGAUCAAUACGCUAUCCGAAUUCCUUGGGGUGAUCGAUGGCAGUGAGCACGAAAGGCUAAUGGAUCAGCUUAAUGAGUGCUCACAGGCAUUCCUGAAUAGGAUGAAUUGGCGCUUCCGCGAGACAGUUGCGCGACAGCUGAUUCCUCUGGUGAAGAUGCAUACCAAGAUUCGCAAGGAGAACUGUCUGCUGUACCUAACCGGGCUCGCAAUGCGGCUUAUGAUCGACGAGUACGAUUUCGUGCGGAAGGCGGGAGUUGAUGCGUUUGUCGAAUGCGCCCGAGAAUUUCAAACUAAUAAGUCUGUGUUCAAAUUCUUUGCCAUAAAUUUCGCACACUCUUCAAACUGGCGCCGACGACAAAUUUAUAUUAUCACUGCCGGAAAGAUGCUGGAAACUGAAAAUGUGCAAGUGAACACGUUCCGAAAGCAUUUGCUCAACAACAUUCUGACAUUGGUUAGCGAUCCAGUGCCCAACGUUAGAAUACAGGUGGCGAAAUGCCUCAAAGACACCAUUCUGCCACACGAGAGCUUCUCGACCCUCUCCCCUGACGCAAGCGCCAUCGAGCAAACGCUAGCGAAACUACGCUCCGAUGAGGACCGAGACGUGCGAGGUCACACCGAUGGAUACUCGAGCCCCGAAGAAGACUCCAUAGCGGCCGGGGCACCGGACAUAACGGCGACGAGUUCAAUCAUCGAUACGCCACCCACUUCGUCUACGUCGUCAACAUCAUCGCUCUCACCUCCACUUCUUACGCAAACGACACCCACCCAACAAUCAGUAGCAGCAGCUGAUGAUGACGAAAAAGAUAACACUCAGCAGCAACAGCAGUCAGAGUUUUCCACGCUGAGCAGCAACGAUACGAUGUACUUCGACGUCAGUCAGCUCUUUUGAGUAUGGCUUCUUCGGCGAUUGCAGCACACAACGCGAGUGGUCGAUUUUUUAGACACCUAUUAACAGGGGGACAACUUUUAUUAUCACUCCGAAAUUGUUUUCUAUUUUCUAUAUUAGAUUCAAUUGUAUUUUUCCUUUUUUUCUUUCCCUAUACGUUGUUUCUACACUAAUUGUUCAAUCGUGCAUCAAUAAUUUACACAUUUCAGCAAAGUUUUGUAGCCUAAUUGUAGUUUGUAAAGACACAAGAUUCGAUAGAUGAGAAGGCGUAAAUGUGGCUUCGCUCUGAAGGGGGGCAAAUGACAACACAACACUUUGUGUUGUGUCCACGUGGACUCGUGUCUUUACGUCCAAAACGAUACCGUUUUCUAAUUUGAUAGAAUAAAGAACAAAACUCUUCACUCUUUACAAAAGAUACCCGGUAUUGUCGACCAAGUAUAGGUAGUAGGUAAUCGGCUAUGAAACUCAAAUAACCAGGGGCACCAUUCUUGUGAACGAUUCACGCGCUGUCCACGGAGCCAGUAAGGAUGAUCCAUAGCGAUGCAAUUAAAAAGACUUCACCUAGACAAAGUUAAAAUUAAAUAUAAUGUAGUUAAUCGAGUGAACGAGACGAAUAAAGAACAAAUAAGCAAACACAUUAUUACACUGUGAAUCCCGUUCAUGGUUCAGCUCGGUUCACUGGGCAAAAUGGAACCAGGCGAUAUUAUAAAGUAGCGUAGUGUAUCAGUAGCGCACGAAAAACAAAAAAAACAGCGACUAUAGAAUGUAAAAUAACAACGCAAUUCCAAAUGACGCCUGGAGAUAGAAAACGUUAGGUGAAAUAUAUCAAUUAAAUAUACAUUACACAUUAUUUUGUACAUUUUAUUGGUAGUUAUGCCAAUACGGUCAAAACAUUAGCAGCAUAAAU